This is a messenger RNA of Neurospora tetraspora, 513 nucleotides long. RefSeq lists its product as uncharacterized. The record is from RefSeq and is a predicted model, not a curated record. The transcript has a single exon. Lineage: Eukaryota; Fungi; Ascomycota; Sordariomycetes; Sordariales; Sordariaceae. The coding region runs from base 1 to 513 and encodes 170 amino acids.
AUGUCUUCCCCAUCUAAUAACCCCCACCGCUCUCAACCGCGCCAAAACCAGCCAUCCCGUUUACACCGUCAAACCGCCGCGGUCGGCGCACCCGAAGUCGCCGUCGAACAAGCACACAUAGAAGCCGCCAGACUAGCCGCAAUCACAAACCAAGUAAUGGCCAUCUUCGACCCAAACCGCCUUAUGGAAUCGAUGGACGCUGCGUUGAGGACAAUCAGCGCUGCCGCCGGUGGCCACCCUGCCACGGCUAGGGCGAUCGCGCGGCACAUUGCUGAUGAGAACGAUCGCAAUCCCCGGCUUUGGGCGCGCCGGUGCGGUCCCGAAGAUGGGAUUCCCAAUCCUCCCCCGCCGUACUCGGCUUUGCCCAGCAAGGGAGAGGUCACGGUCGAUUUGUCGCUGCCUGAGCCCGAGUAUACUCCUCGCUAUACUCUGUAUGCACAAGGUCAGAAGAGGAAGCGCGAGGAGGGGGAUAACUUGGAGGAAGAUGGCGAGGAGGAAAACAACUCCAAUUAG